Molecule: messenger RNA, 3539 nt
Organism: Aedes aegypti (yellow fever mosquito)
Lineage: Eukaryota; Metazoa; Arthropoda; Insecta; Diptera; Culicidae
Gene: sim
Product: protein single-minded
Exons: 7
Coding region: 638-3067 (809 amino acids)
Biological process (GO): regulation of transcription by RNA polymerase II
Molecular function (GO): DNA-binding transcription factor activity, RNA polymerase II-specific; protein dimerization activity; RNA polymerase II transcription regulatory region sequence-specific DNA binding
Source: RefSeq, a predicted model, not a curated record
UCGGCUGCUGCACGUCGUCGUCCUCCUUCUCUGAAAAGUAAUACAUUUUGUACGGGGUUUCUCUUCCUGGUGGCGGUGGUGACGGUUUGGUUAGUUCGCUUGGGGUCUCCUCCGGUUCGAAUACGCGGAUUGCUUUCAGUUCUCGUCAUUCUACGCGCCAGAGCGGAAACACCAAAGUUUGCCAAAGUCGUCGUCGGCAAGUCACGCCAACGGAAGUGCAUUGUGCAUAUAUGCCACGGUCACGUUGCUCGUCGUUGCCCGCCGUUAUCCGCGUAACGUGGGUGUGAGUGUUUAACGAUUGUGUCGAGGGGGAGUGAUAACCGUAGAAUACCUGUACGCCAUGCUGUUUUGUGUGUGGUUUUGGUGAGAUAAAACCGACCAUGUUUGACCAGUUAAAGUGAUGUGACAAGUGAAUUAAAGUGUGAUUACCCAGAGAAAUUAGUGAAAUGAUCUCAUAUUGUUACGGAAAUUUUUAUGCUCAACUGUGAUUUGUGAUGUGACACUUUACCUUUUCGAGAGGAUUUAAUUUACUACAUCGAUCGAAGGAUUAUACCAUUUCGGAAUUUUUCUAGCACAACCACAAUUCAACAACGAAGAUCAUCAAAUCAAAUUCUAAGGUCUUGCCACGCGCUGCGCCAUGAAGGAGAAGAGCAAAAAUGCGGCCCGCUCCCGGCGCGAGAAGGAAAACGCCGAGUUCCUCGAGUUGGCCAAAUUGCUGCCGCUGCCGAGUGCCAUCACGUCGCAGCUCGAUAAGGCUUCCAUCAUUAGACUAACUACCUCGUACCUGAAGAUGCGCCAGGUGUUCCCCGAAGGCCUGGGGGAAGCCUGGGGCUCACAGCACAUCCCGACCAAUCCCCGUGACAUGGCCAUCAAAGAGCUGGGCUCCCAUCUGCUCCAAACGUUGGAUGGGUUCAUCUUCGUGGUGGCCCCCGACGGCAAGAUAAUGUACAUCUCCGAGACGGCGUCGGUUCAUUUGGGCCUGAGCCAAGUGGAGCUGACGGGUAACUCCAUCUACGAGUACAUCCACAACUACGAUCAGGACGAGAUGACAUCGGUACUAUCGUUGCAACCGAACAUGUUUGGACCGCCAGCACCUCCACCACCACCCUCACAACCUCCGGCUUCCGCCAAUCCAACGGUGGCCAUCAUAACCCCCCUGCUCCCAAACGUGGAACCGACCGUCGUCAGUCAAGGACCAACAUCAGACUCACCUCCACAAACCAUGAGUUGUCCUCCCUCGAUAUCGCCGAGCCUUAGUAUACCACCCACAUCCGUACCGCCCCACCUGGGGCCACCCCCACAACAGGUGCAUUCACCCUCGCUAGGACAAAUCCCCCCGCCCCAUCUUACCCCGAAUAUCCCAGCAACCCCUCCCCAGCAUCACCCCCAUCACCAUCAGCCUACUACUCCUCAUCAUCAUCACCACCACCCACACCAUCAUCACCAUCACCAUCAUCAUCAUCAUCCCUUCAACCAGCAGUCGCAAACAAUCGAGAUCGAGAGGACGUUCUUCCUGCGGAUGAAGUGCGUGCUGGCCAAGCGGAACGCCGGUCUCACCACUUCCGGGUACAAGGUCAUCCACUGCUCCGGGUACCUGAAGGCCCGCAUCUAUCCCGGUGAUUCGACGUACGGCGACGGGCACAGUUGCAUCCAAAACCUUGGGCUGGUGGCGGUCGGCCACUCGCUGCCCCCGUCCGCCAUCACCGAAAUCAAACUGCACCAGAACAUGUUUAUGUUUCGCGCCAGCAUGGACCUGAAACUGAUCUUCCUCGACGCCAAGGUUGCCCAGCUGACUGGAUAUGAACCGCAGGAUCUGAUUGAGAAAACACUGUACCAGUAUAUUCAUGCGUCCGAUAUCCUGCACAUGCGAUAUUCCCACCAAAUACUGAUGUACAAAGGACAAGUGACGACAAAGUACUAUCGAUUUCUAACGAAGGGCGGCGGAUGGACGUGGGUGCAGUCGUAUGCCACCGUGGUGCACAACACGAGAUCGUCUCGGCCGCACUGCAUCGUCAGCGUUAACUACGUACUUAGCAAACAAGAAGCGCACGAUCUGCUCCUGAACGAAAUCCAGGGACCGAUGAUUCCCAAACCGGAAAUCAAAACUCCCCUGGCCACGCCGGCCAGUGCCGGCUCCACUCCAAUCUCCCCACCAUCGCAGCAUCACGUCCCGAUGCAAAUGCACCAACCGGCGCAGCAGUCGCCCUCCCAGCAACAACAACAGCACCAUCAGCAACAGUCAGCGCCCAUUCUGCAGCCCCACAAUCCGUUGCUGGUGAAAGAAAUGAGCAACUACCUUCAGCUGCACCAAUUCGACCAGGACGAUAACAGCCUGCAUCAGAUGGUGGUGCAGACGAACAACUUACUCCAUCCGAGUGGUCAAGAGUUCGAGCAUCAGUACAACAGUCAGGGUAGCUUCAUGAUGGAUUCCAAUCAAUCGAUGUCUCAGGGAACGCCCAGCGAGUACCUGGACUCGUACUACGACCCGGCAUUCUACCAGUCGUUUGACCCUCAAGCCGAUGGCUCAAAUGUGCUUCGACCGUUCUCUGCCAGUUCGAAUAGUUGCAGCAGUUCCGAUGGGGAAGCCCAUCUUAAUGCGACCUACAUCCCCAACACGGCACUGAUCCAACACCAGCAGCCGGGGUACGAUGAGAUAAAUCAACACUUCGGUCUGAACUGUUUCAACAAUAAUAAUACCAGCAACGGCAAUGGCGCCAUUCCUGCCAACGGUCAUUUGAAUGGUGGUCUCAACAGUCACACUCUACAUCACCAGCACAGUGCCAACAGCAAUAACGGAAGCAACAGUAGCAGCGCCAGUGCUGCCAACAGUAAUAACAACAAUCACGACAAUGGCUUCAUGGAUGAGUUCAAAGUAAGCCAACAGCAUCACCAUCAUCCCCAGCAGCAGCAACAGCAUGUCGUCCCUCAGCAGCACCAUCAUCCGCACCACCAACAACAUCACCACCACAGUCACAACGGGGCAGGGGGAGGACCUCAGUACACCAGCGUGAUUGUGGAGCCGCAAAACUAUCAUCUGCCGGUCACGCAAAACGAAUUUGUGCAUUAGGCGCCGCCAUUUUCCCCCUCCUUUCCCUCCGGGAAGGAGUUUAUGCAUCGUCAGUGGGCAAAAACUGACUGAAAGCAGCAAAGAAUUCAGCAGUUUGUGCUGCCGUUGAUUGUGAAUAACGAGUUAGACUAUUUUUGAAAAGGAAAACCUCUAAAGGGAAUCGAUUGAUACUAGUUUCAACCAUUGCGAGUUGAUCUGAGGGGCUCAUUUAGUCCCAAAUUCCCUUGCAUUUUAGUAGUUUUUCUAGAACUUAUUAUAGUUUUGCGUCUUGUUUCAUGUGAUUAUUGUUUCGAAAUGUUUUCAUAUUGUACAGAGAUACAGUGCUGGACAUUAUUAUGUAAUGUCGUUUUUCACACAAAAUUUUCAAGCUAGGAGAUUUGAAGCUUGGUUUUUAGUGAUCCGAUUCACCGUGCCUCAAAAAUAAGGACUGUUCAUUUAGGAAAGUGGACACGUGUUUUUUACAGUAAACUGU